GUGUUCUCUCAUCACCCGUGCACAUUCCUGAAAACUGUCUGAAUGGGAGUUGCUAUCAUGUGGCCAUCAAGGACGCGUCAAUCCUGCAAGGUUUGGGCUGACGUGCAGGUGUUCCGGGCAAUCUUGAGGCUGCGCCACGAAGGGAGCAGUUUCCAAAAACAACACUCAGGGCGCGAAGCCGCACACGAAUUUGGAUGUUCAAGUGCGGCCGCUGAGAGUAUGGGCGUCGCGCAUCUGAUGGAAGCAUGCACUUCGCAGACAGAGUAUGUGCACAAUCUUCCAACUGUCACGUAGCAAAACGCAACAGGCCUCACAGCACCGUUGUCGACAGGACCGAAGUUCUUCCACAUCUGCUGAUUGGCAAUCGCGAUACUGGCAUUCGGCCUCUGCGGUCAGCGCUCGGCAGCGAACCUUAACUGCGCCCGUGGCCCCGUGCUGGCCGACACGAUUGCCGCUCAGGCUCUAUCAUGCGCGAAGGCAUCUAGUCCCCCCCAGUUGAUAGAUGAGAAGGAGGGACCCGCGCAGGAAGACAUCGUAUUCCCGCUCCUGCUCCAAGCAUCCGCGCG
Fomitopsis serialis is the source of this 566-nucleotide messenger RNA. RefSeq lists its product as uncharacterized. The record is from RefSeq and is a predicted model, not a curated record. NCBI's taxonomy places the organism in Eukaryota, Fungi, Basidiomycota, Agaricomycetes, Polyporales, Fomitopsidaceae. The transcript is spliced from 7 exons. Bases 266 to 499 code for a protein of 77 amino acids.